Messenger RNA from Adineta ricciae, 546 nucleotides. The record is from the annotation of a GenBank genome assembly. Lineage: Eukaryota; Metazoa; Rotifera; Eurotatoria; Adinetida; Adinetidae.
AUGUAUUUUCGUCGUGCAGUAUGUGGAAUACUUCUCUUUAUGUUGAUAUCCGUUAUUGGUCGUCGAGACUUAUUCAAUACAAAAUGCACACGUCAAUGCAACACAGCCGAAGGUUCUCUUGAAUGUUGGACGAAAACAACAGAUGGUUUUAGUUAUGGUUUAGCGACAUCGAUGAUUGACUUUUGUCAAGUGAUUCUCAAAGUUCGUGGACUUGCUGAUGAAACAGAUUCUUGGUAUACUGUCGCUCGUGAUUUACUGAAAAAACAGAUUGAAAAAUAUGAAACUGGUGAAGCUCGACAAUUGUCGUCAGAAGCAGUUGAAGAAGUUGCCAUAUCUCUAUUAGAUAAAUGUUACAAUGCAUCAUCAACGAUCAUUUCAUCCGAGCCAUCAUGUCCGUCAUGUACUGCUGAACAAAAUCGAUUGGUCAAGCAGUGGCAACUCUCGUCGAUUGUGGUCUACUCUGUUGGACUGGGUUUGGUAUUGAUUACUUUACUUUUGUAUUCUCUGCAUACGUAUCAUAUCCGUCGGUCAUACGCGUCUAUAUAA